Trypanosoma cruzi is the source of this 1897-nucleotide messenger RNA. RefSeq names its product DNA repair protein RAD50, putative. Gene Ontology annotation, biological process: chromosome organization involved in meiotic cell cycle; telomere maintenance via telomerase; double-strand break repair. Gene Ontology annotation, cellular component: Mre11 complex; condensed nuclear chromosome. The transcript has a single exon. The record is from RefSeq and is a predicted model, not a curated record. Gene Ontology annotation, molecular function: G-quadruplex DNA binding; double-stranded telomeric DNA binding; single-stranded telomeric DNA binding. The annotation marks the transcript as partial. Lineage: Eukaryota; Euglenozoa; Kinetoplastea; Trypanosomatida; Trypanosomatidae.
UGGGGCGUCACCAGAGAUGAUUGAGAAGGCUCAUUGGAGGGCGAAAGAAGCAGAGGAAAGGGUGCGUAUUCUUGAAACUCUCGAGGCUGAUGUGCAUGACGUGAGACGUCUGGCGUCGAGCGUUCCACAUCUGGAGCUGCUGGUGACACGUAUCAAUGAAGAGCUGGCGAACAAGUCCGCCUUGUUGGAGGACGCGGAGCGGAAGCGGGAGGAUGUGGAGCAUCAGUUGAAGCGUGUGCAAGAUUUGAUGCGCACGGCGAUCGAUUUAAAUGCGGUCGCUUGUGAUGUCCGUGCACUCAGGCAACAACUUUCCCGCAGGGAAGCUGCCAUCAAGGAGCUACAGGCGGAAGUCGUGACCGCGGCUGGUGGUGGUGCUGGUGGCGGUGCUCGAACAUACGAAGAGGUUUCGGCGGAGUAUGAGAGUGCCAAUACGGAGCUUCAUCGUCUUAAUGUGAUGCUGAAUGAGGCACAGCGACGUGAAGAUGGUGAGUCCGACCAGGCGGCUGCCAGUGAGCUCAACGCGAGGCGGGCUGAGUACUACCAGUUGGAGAUGAAAUGGAUGCGGCAGGGUGAACUGGAGGAGGUACUUGCACGAUACAAGGGUGAGGAAAAUGGCUACAGGGAGCGCAUCGCCGCAAUCAACGCUGGGCAAGAGGGACUGCGAGAGGAGCUCCUGCGUCUACAAAGUCGUCUUGACACCCUUCAGCGGGCGCGUCAGGAUGCCGAAUGCGCCGCGCAGCAAGGCCGAAUUGGGAAAAUAGAGGAAUCGGCGCGAAUGUUGGUAGGGAUUCUGCCCAAGAUGCGCGAUUACUUUGCUUCUAAGCAUGGGGAACAAUUGUUCAGAGCACGGGAACAAAUGCAAUUGGCAGAGGCAUCGCGCCUGAGAGCCGUGGAUGAGGUAAGACAGCUGCGUGAGGCGAUCCAGGAGUCACGACGUGUGGUGGAUGAACAGCACCGUCAGGCGGUAGAGGUGGGGAAGCACAUCGAGGCCUUUAAGAGGCGUCAAUCGAUUGGUGAGGAUCAGGCACGACUGCAGGAGGUGGAGCGCUCUCUUACCGAAAUGAAGAGCCGGGAGAUUCGUGGAGUUGCGGCAAUAUUGGGGGCAGAUGUCAUUGCGGGUGAGACGGUUUCACGCAUCCGGGAGCUCAUCCGCGAAAAGGUGAGCGAGUUGGAGCGGUCCCGUGCGCAGCAGGAGGGAAAUGUGGAGGCAAUGAUGCAAGACAUCGCAAACCUCCGGAGUCAACUGGCCCGUGAGAAGUACCACGACAUCGAGAAACGAUACCGAUCCACCUUUUUAAAGGUCCAAACAACCGAAAUUGCCGUUGCGGAUAUUGAAAAGUACUACAGGGCAUUGGAGAAGGCAGUGCAGUCUUACCAUCAGGAGAAGAUUGCACAGAUCAAUCAGAUUUUGGCGGACCUUUGGCGACAGACGUACAAGGGAAGUGACAUUGACACCGUGGAACUUCGUUCCGAGGAUGAUGUGACGUCGACAACGGCGCGUCGUAGUUAUAGCUACCGCGUUGUGAUGAAACGAGGGAACAGCGAGAUGGACAUGCGUGGCCGGUGCAGCGCUGGCCAAAAGGUGUUAGCAUCCGUGCUUAUUCGUCUUGCACUUAGUGAGGCGUUCUGCUGUGACUGCGGCAUCCUUGCGCUUGAUGAACCGACGACAAACCUGGACGAGGACAACGCCCGGUCGCUUGCAGAGUCUCUCCGUUUGCUUAUUGAAAACCACCGCGCCGUGAAACAUUUUCAGUUGAUUGUCAUCACACACGAUGAGCAGUUUGUGAGGGCACUCGGCGGACAGGCACUGGACACGUUCUACUACAUUCACAAGGACAGGGACGGCGCUUUUUCAGUCAUCGAGGAGCGCACCUUUGAUCAGUUGUUCGCAGCAUGA